Cuscuta campestris is the source of this 1523-nucleotide messenger RNA. NCBI's taxonomy places the organism in Eukaryota, Viridiplantae, Streptophyta, Magnoliopsida, Solanales, Convolvulaceae. The record is from the annotation of a GenBank genome assembly.
GUCAUCCCUCAAUCCCUCAUCCACUACUCCCACUCCGGCAAACCUCCGCCGUCCCCACCACCACCCCCAACCUUGGCCCCACUCCCCCUGCAAAUAUACCCCGUUCCCCACUCCUCCUCCCCCUCUUUAUUAGCCUUCAUCCGUAUCUUCUCCUCCCCUGCAAAUCCCCUCCUUUCCCUUUCGCUCGAGAUAUGGCUGCUGUUAAGGAAUCCUUGCCGGAUUUCUCGCUGCCGUCGGAUUUUUUCUCCGACAGCGACGUUUUCCCGGAGAAAUACCGGAAGACUGACACUGAUAUCUGUUUCCCGGCCGAGUUCCCGUAUGACCUCUGCUCCUCCCCGGCCGGAUCUGCCGAGAGUGACGACGACGAGUUUCUUUCCAGUUUGACCCGCCGGCUUACUCUGUCUUCUCUGCCGGAGGACACUCUGAACUCCUUCUCCUCCUGGAAAAAUCACUUUGAGGCAUGGCUGCUCUCGGGGUCGCCGGAGAAGACUUCGAGAAGGGAAAGAAGCUGGUCGGGUCGGAGCACCGGCACACCGAACGGGCCCUCGCAGAUAUCCUCUCCCACUACGCCGCUCGGAUUUAAGAAAGAUUCGUGGGAUCUGAUACUCCAGGCCGCCGGUCGAGUUGCGGCGCUGCAAAUGAGGGCCGGAGAGGAAUCUCUGUUCGAUCACCGUCUUCCGGGCCAUCGGACUUUUCCCCUGUUCUCGCCGCCGCCUCACAAAGCUAGAGGAGUUGGGCCGUUUGUUUCUAGCAACGCCGCCUCCUUGCAGGGCAGGGCAGGUACUAUGCCAUACGGCGGCGCCGGCGGCCCUUGCGUCGGCGGAGUGAAGAGAGAGCGUUCUGGGACCGGCGUUUUCUUGCCGAGGCCAUAUGGAAAUGACACUAGUACCCAUCGGUAUCCUAUGAAUUCCGGCCGCAACAAAGCAGGUUUCUGCCCAAAUGCUAGGGUUGUUCCUUCUACACCCAACAACUUUCGCGACAUCAAUGGCGCUACUCAACCUCGUCUAAAGACCAACUUUGUUUCGGAUUAUGAUGUGAUGCUUGCAAGAAGGAAUGCCGCACUGCUCGCGCAAAACAAGAAAGACUUUCGCCCUGAAGUAAUGCUUCCCCAGGAAUGGACCUAUUGACACUGCUGAGUUUUUUUAACAAGAAGUGGUUUUUUAGGAGAAUAAUUAGUUGAUCAAGUACCUAAAUAAAUAGUAGAUGCAAUAACAAAUCUUGGGGUUUUAAGGGUUAAGAGAAGGAAAAGAUGAGAUUUUUUAUGAUAUUCUUUUGGGGUUUUAUUAAGGUUUCAGAAACAUAUUCUGAAAGGGUUUGGUUUCUUUGCAUUUUUUGGCAAAGGACAGCAGAAUGAGGAAUAUAGUUAGGAGUUAUUAUUGAUAAGUGGAUUAAUUAAGAUGUGAUUUUCUUUGUUUUCUUGUUUUUUUGGUGGAGUAUUAAAUAAAGUGGGUUUAAAGCAGACAGGCAGAGCCAUUCCUUGUACUGAAGUGUUAAAUGGUUAAUAAGAAAAAAUGGUUACUUUU